Molecule: messenger RNA, 1280 nt
Organism: Nylanderia fulva
Lineage: Eukaryota; Metazoa; Arthropoda; Insecta; Hymenoptera; Formicidae
Biological process (GO): regulation of cell projection organization
Molecular function (GO): cytoskeletal protein binding
Source: RefSeq, a predicted model, not a curated record
GACGGACCGUCUCGGUACGGACAACACCAUCGACCUGCGGCGACUGACGGCACUAUGUUGCUCAAGCGACAGCGUUGUCGUCGCUUCCUGUCGCGGACCUGCACGCCCGGUUUGUCUUCCGUCCCGCAUCCGUCCCCAGUCUUUAAUUCACCCGGUGCAACCUCGCGUUAAUCGCGCGUUAUUUCGCAUAUUUACGAGAAAAAUCCGCCGCCGCGUUCUCGCCACAGAAAUUAUUUUGAAUUUCUCCAGUCGCGACAUUGAGCACUACGCAGUUGCGCGCCGUGCGCGGAAUCCCGACUGCGCAUGCGCGGAGAUUCGAGGCGGCGAAGCGCGCGAAAUUACGAAUUCGGGUUUCUUUCGGACACGAGAAUUUGAUGCCGAUUAAUUUGGAAAAUUUUUCGAUCGAUGUUAUGUCAUAAUCGAGAGGAUUCGUAUCGAUCGUCAAAAAAAAAAUAUUAUCUAUGGAAGAUUUCGAGUACGUAGUGCGAAAACCGAAGCAGCAAAAAAUAUGUUUCGGUUCCGGACAAUCACGGGAUACUUCCAAGAAGGGAGCGAGUCCCUUUAUGAAAUAUUACAUCUUGGAAGAUGAUCCUAAUAUAGGGCCUGGCUGCUACAAUAUCUUGGAAUCGUUCAACGCCAUUAAAACUAAGCCAUGUUCUCAUAGCAUCAGCAAAAAGGGCUACAGUGGCCUUGCUCGAUUCGGUAAAUCUACUGAUUACUUAGAAGAGUAUCCGUCACCAUCCAAUUACAAUGUUUCUUCCUUUCCUAAACAUGUCAAGCUGCAGAAAUAUCCAUUUGGAUCUACCAGUGAAAGAAAAGGCAUUUAUGUUAAUAAAAAUCCAGGAUCUGGCAUGUACGUCAGCAAAGAGAUAAAAGGCAUUACAUUUCAACAUAGUUUUGGUGGGAGAGUUAAAAUGCAACUCGGUGUUGAUCUCAAGUGUUGUAGUCGCAAUACGGAUACUUGUAAAAUGUGUGGUAAAAAACCAACAGGAGAUUACUGGCACUUGAAUAACAAGAUUUUCUUAUGCAGAAUGUGUAUGACACGAGAAUUUCAAGAGCAAGUAAAAUUUAAGAAGAGGGAACUUGAAUUAUUUCGUAAAAUAAGAGACUGCUCGGGUAUUCAUAUUCAUGAAGGCACUGAUGCAAAGAUAUGGUUAAUGCAUCCUGCUAUAAUCAAACAGUGGACAAGAAGAGAAACAUAUCUCUCGGCUUACUUAAAAGAUUAAAGAAAAUAAAAUUAUAAAAUAGAUUUUUAAUUUCGAAUACAAUUGUUUAUUCAA